Molecule: messenger RNA, 152 nt
Organism: Amoebophrya sp. A25
Lineage: Eukaryota; Dinophyceae; Syndiniales; Amoebophryaceae
Source: the annotation of a GenBank genome assembly
CCUCACCUCCUUCAGCGUCGGCCACACAAGUAGGAACAGCUCAGGGAAGGAAGGAGCCCAGUUUUUAUCUAGAAGGGCAAGGCUCUGCUCUUCUUGGUAAGAUCAAGAUUGAUGAGACCAGUAAAAUCGCCGCUGUUAUUUGUUUAUCUUCU